Molecule: messenger RNA, 1789 nt
Organism: Exophiala mesophila
Lineage: Eukaryota; Fungi; Ascomycota; Eurotiomycetes; Chaetothyriales; Herpotrichiellaceae
Product: elongator complex protein 3
Exons: 4
Coding region: 56-1789 (577 amino acids)
Biological process (GO): tRNA wobble base 5-methoxycarbonylmethyl-2-thiouridinylation
Cellular component (GO): nucleus; elongator holoenzyme complex; cytoplasm
Molecular function (GO): iron-sulfur cluster binding; acyltransferase activity, transferring groups other than amino-acyl groups
Source: RefSeq, a predicted model, not a curated record
AACGCAAGUCUAACAGUCAUCAUAUCCAUGUGAAGACAGUCACCUCGACCCCAACAUGGCCACCGUAACAGCAACAGGAACGAGGAUCAAACUGGGCAAGAGCGAGGCCUCCAAGUUGCCGCCAGAGAGUGUUCGAUAUAUGCAAGCAUGUGUUGACAUUAGUAAUGCCUUGAUUCAGGAAUAUGAGGCCUCCUUGGAUAGCUCGAAGCCCAAGAAAGACAUCAACUUGAACCGACUUCGAGGCGACAUUGCCAAAAAAUAUCGACUGAGCAACCAGCCGCCUCUGACAGCCAUUCUAGCAGCAGUUCCUGAUGUUUAUAAAAAACAUUUGAUGCCAAAGUUGAUGGCUAAACCCGUCCGGAGCGCUUCAGGAAUUGCUGUUGUUGCCGUGAUGAGUAAACCGCAUCGCUGUCCACACAUCGCUUUUACUGGAAAUGCUUGCGUCUAUUGCCCAGGCGGCCCCGACUCGGACUUUGAAUAUUCGACCCAGUCAUACACUGGAUAUGAGCCCACAUCAAUGCGGGCUAUUCGCGCUCGAUACGACCCUUUUGAGCAAGCACGCGGCAGGAUCGACCAAAUCAGGUCUCUAGGCCAUAGCGUGGACAAGGUCGAAUUCAUCCUCAUGGGUGGGACAUUCAUGUCAUUGCCUAGUUCAUACAGAGAGGAUUUUGUCGCUCAGCUACAUAAUGCCUGCUCUGGAUAUCAGACGACCAAUGUCGAUGAAGCUGUCAUUGCAGGAGAGAUGGCCAACAUCAAAUGUGUUGGUCUCACAAUUGAGACUCGGCCAGAUCACUGUCAGACGCAACACUUGACAGACAUGCUUAGAUAUGGAUGCACUCGUCUCGAACUCGGCGUCCAAUCUCUGUACGAAGACGUGGCUCGAGAUACGAACCGAGGGCACACAGUCGCCUCGGUCGUCGAGACUUUUAAGUUGUGCAAAGAUGCGGGAUUCAAGGUUGUCUCGCAUAUGAUGCCCGAUCUCCCCAACGUGGGUAUGGAACGAGACCUAUUCCAAUUCGAAGAGUAUUUUGACAAUCCGGAUUUCCGGACAGACGGCCUCAAGAUCUAUCCUACCCUGGUAAUUCGCGGUACAGGUUUGUAUGAGUUGUGGAGGACAGGACGGUUCAAGAAUUACACCCCAAAUGCACUGGUUGAUCUGGUUGCUCGAAUCUUGGCCAUGAUUCCUCCGUGGACGAGGAUUUAUCGGGUUCAGCGAGACAUUCCUAUGCCACUGGUAACGUCGGGAGUGGAAAACGGCAACCUGAGAGAACUGGCCCUUUCACGGAUGAAAGACUUUGGUACCACCUGUCGGGACGUACGAACACGAGAAGUUGGCAUCAACGAGGUCAAGAACAAGAUCCGACCAUCACAAGUGGAAUUUGUUCGACGGGAUUAUACAGCCAACGGUGGAUGGGAGACUUUCCUUGCUUACGAGGAUCCGAAGCAGGAUAUCUUGAUCGCGCUAUUGAGGCUACGCAAAUGUAGCGAGACUCACACAUUCCGACCCGAGUUGACUGGGCAGCCGACCAGUAUCGUGCGAGAAUUGCACGUGUAUGGUCUUGCUGUGCCCAUUCAUGGUCGUGAGAAGAGCCGAUUUCAGCACCAGGGGUACGGAACACUUCUCAUGAAAGAAGCUGAAAGGAUUGCUCGAGAUGAGCACGGCAGUGAGAAAUUGAGCGUCAUCAGCGGAGUUGGCGUUCGUAGCUAUUACGAACGCCUUGGGUACACAUUGGAUGGACCUUAUAUGAGCAAGACAUUAUUUUUUGACGACGAGGAAGCUGAGGAUUGA